AUGCUGAGGCUGACAGCAGCGCUGCAGCACUGGCACUACAAGGCCUGGCAGCGGUCGACUGCGGGUUAUUUGCGCACUUUCAUGAAAAACAAACUGCCCAACAACGAGCUCAUCGGAUAUGUCAUAAACGACAAACACCCCAAGUCCAUCCGCGUGGCUUGUGACAGGUACAUGUACGUGGUGCGUUAUAAAAAGACCUUUCGGUACACGAAGAAGGUGUGGGCGCACGACGAGGCCGGGGAGGCGCGGCUGGGCGAUGUGGUGCGGCUGCAGCCGCUGGGCCACCGCAUAGGCCCUUGGAAGAACUAUUUGCUGCUGCAGGUGCUGCACAGGGAGCCGCGGGAGGCUUCGCCGGCGCUGGAGUGA
Molecule: messenger RNA, 366 nt
Organism: Eimeria necatrix
Lineage: Eukaryota; Apicomplexa; Conoidasida; Eucoccidiorida; Eimeriidae
Product: 30S Ribosomal protein S17, putative
Exons: 3
Coding region: 1-366 (121 amino acids)
Biological process (GO): translation
Cellular component (GO): ribosome
Molecular function (GO): structural constituent of ribosome
Source: RefSeq, a predicted model, not a curated record